This is a messenger RNA of Trichoplax adhaerens, 1167 nucleotides long. RefSeq lists its product as uncharacterized. Lineage: Eukaryota; Metazoa; Placozoa; Uniplacotomia; Trichoplacea; Trichoplacidae. Gene Ontology annotation, biological process: tRNA methylation. Bases 1 to 1167 code for a protein of 388 amino acids. Gene Ontology annotation, cellular component: cytosol. The record is from RefSeq and is a predicted model, not a curated record. The transcript has 12 exons.
AUGAAAUUGACCUUACAACAACGACUUGUCCAGCAGUUGUCAGCCCAUAUCGAAUCUGAUCAACAUUUAGCACUCAUUGAACCUAUUUUGGAAUGUGCAACUACAGAAGAAACUUUAUUGCAAUUAAACCUCGUUAGGAAGCUUGGCAAUUUAUUAAAGAGCUUUACUGCUAAUGCAAGCUGGGAAGAGGAGCAAUUACAAAGCUGUCUAUUAGCUUUAGCACAGUUGCACAGUCAAACGCCUUGUCGUACACCAUUGCAACGCUCUUUUACCAGUGCAUUUCAAAAGGUACCAUCGCUUUUCGAGACUGCAGUGCUUAUUUCUCUGGAAAAUAUUUUACAGGAAGAUAUAGCAAAUGGGAAGACAUUAUUGCUACAUCGUAAGGUAACUGUGGAUGACAUUGGCAGAUAUCUUGAGAAAAUCAUGUCAUUACUAGAAAAUUUCAAGCUAGGUCAAAAAUGUUUAGAAAAAAACUCUCUGCUAGAUUGCUACCUACAUGAUUCUCGAACUUCUGCUGGCAUGGCAAUCUUUUUAGUAUUAAAGCUUAUUUAUAACCAAGACUCGCUAGUGAUGAAGGUAAGAGACAUAUUGUUCCGAAAUCGAUUUAAGAAUACUGAUUUACUAUCGGAAGAGUUGCCCAAGGUUCAAUCCCAAGCCAAGUAUCAUCGCCUAAGAGGAGGCUGCUUUUGUAAUUUCUUUGUAAGGAGUAUCAUGGGUCGAGGCGAUAACUUAAACUGGAAAGAAGUACUCCGUUCAGACGGAAAAAUUAUACAAAAUUUACUAGGGAGAAUCUGGGACAAUUGGGAUCAUCCAGUUGAAGGUGUUCGACAUCAAAUGAAACAACUGUUUUGUAGCAUUCUAGAUAUCCAUACCACAAUGCUUGUUUCAGAUAUAAAAGAGGAUACUUUCUUGCUCCAGCUAACACACUCAGUUCUAGAACAAAACUGGUUUCGACGUGGAAAAUAUGAUAUUUUAUCCUCACUAUUGAAUUAUUUACCUGCUUCAAAGUUACUAUUAUUACAGCCAUCUUUGUUAAGUGACGUUGUGCAAGCUAUGAUUGAUGCCAGCAUUACGUCUCAUAUUUGGCUGGAACCUAUAAUGUCUCUUCUCCAAAGCAAUGAUACAAAUAUUAAAAGAGUGAUUAUCGAUGUAGGUCGAAUAAUUUGA